GUGAUUUUGUUACAUCUGUUGCUUAUUUGAUGUAUUGCGUUCUGUUUAGUUUUUUUAAAGAAAACGACGAAACAAGUGAAAAUAUUCUGUAAGAAUUUAGAUAGAUUUCGUGUAAAAAUAAUACCCCCAACGUUUUGAAUGUAAGUAUUUAAAGAAAGGCUGUUUAGCUCAGCUGUAACCAUUGUAACAACAAAUGCACUUGGCUACUAUACCAAAUAAGUGCGCCCAAACAAGCGUCUGCAAUUUGGCAGUGUCAUCUAAACGUCAUUUGCUUGAAUUGUGUCUCCUUCUAGUGGUCAGAAACAUGUAGCGUUAUCUGAUGUUCUGAACAUAUUCAAUUACUUCUUGCUUUCAUUUAAUGUUUUCUUAUAUAUUUAAACAAACAUAUGAUGUCUACCCGAAUUUACGAUGUCCCAUCGUUACUGCAUUUUCUCCGUUAACAUACUUAAAUAACAUAAUUAAACUAUUUAUUUUGGCACCCCUCGUGAUGGUACGCUCCAACAACUGUAAAUGCGAGAAAAACUUUCUAUUUCCCUUACUACGCAUGUUACUACACUAUAUUUUUACAAUUUGUCCAGUGUGUCGACUAAACGCUGGCUGCAUUUUUACUCCAUGCUCGGAAUGCGACGAAAUGUUUUAGUUGUUUACACAGCGAUGCCACACAUAGACUGAGCACGCGAACAGUAAUGGAGAACUCCACGCGACCAGUGUUUACUUUCGGGGUAAUCGCAGACAUACAGUACGCAGACAUAGACGACGGAUUAAAUUUUUUGAAAACAAGGACACGUUAUUACAGGAACAGUCUGAAACUGCUGCGCUCAGCGAUCCAGGGUUGGAAAGAGGAACGAGUCGACCCCAGUUUUAUUCUUCAGCUAGGAGACAUUAUCGAUGGAUACAAUAAGAACCACGAAGCUUCGGAUCGUGCCCUAGAGACUGUCAUAAAUGAAUUUGAAAACAGUUUAGUUAAGGUACAUAAUGUAUGGGGCAAUCAUGAGUUUUACAACUUCAAUAGAAACACUCUUUUCGCCUCUCUUAUCAACAGCGGAGAGAAAGGCGAACCCGGAAGCGGCCUUAUUGAUGACGAGAUAUAUGCGUAUCACUUUAGCCCCGCCCCCAAGUUUCGAUUUGUAGUUCUCGAUGCGUAUGACGUAAGCAUCAUAGGCAGAGAUCCAACCAAUGAAAAGUACAACCAGGCUAUCAAAAUACUGAAAGAACACAACAACAAUGACGACCUCAACCAUCCUCCAGUGUCUGGUUGUUUAGAUCAAAGAUUUGUGAAAUUUAAUGGAGCAUUUAGCCAAGAGCAGCUUCAGUGGUUUGAUGAAGUCUUAACUCUUGCUGAUCAGAAACACGAGAGAGUGACUAUUGUUAGCCAUCUUCCUGUUCACCCAUACUCAACAGACCCAAUUUGCCUUGCUUGGAACUACGAUGCAAUGCUCUCUAUUAUUCACUCUCAUAAGAGUGUGGUUUGCUUUAUAGCGGGACAUGACCAUGAUGGAGGCUAUCACAAAGAUGAAUCUGGAAUUCACCACCUAACACUGGAAGGGGUGAUUGAAACCCAUCCAGAUAGUAAUGCCUUUGGGACUGUUUAUGUCUAUGAUGACCGGAUGGUUCUGAAGGGCAAUGGAAGGGUUGAGGACAGAGUUCUCGUGUACCCAAACUCCUUUUAAAGCUAAAUUUAUUUAAUAAGGGAAUAAAUGUAUAAUUUUAUGCAUUUUUGAUAUGCAAGAGAAACAAUAGUUGAUUUAUCUUUUUUUACUGUAUGGCAGUACAGGUAUACAAACCCUAAACAAAUUAAAACUUGUAGACUAUUUUGAAGAGGAAAGGCAGCAUCCUUAUCCUUUAAAAGUUUAAACUUACUUUCUGAAAAAUUGAUCAGCUAACAUUGUUUAUCUGUUUCAAAUUUAAAUGUAUUGUAUUUAAGGCAUUUUUGUUCUAUUAAAGUACAUUGUAAAACACAUAUAAAAACAUUUCAAAUGUGGAUAUUGAUUUGUCAACUUAAAGUUAUUUAGUUUGAAAUAAUU
Molecule: messenger RNA, 2024 nt
Organism: Triplophysa rosa
Lineage: Eukaryota; Metazoa; Chordata; Actinopteri; Cypriniformes; Nemacheilidae
Gene: adprm
Product: ADP-ribose/CDP-alcohol diphosphatase, manganese-dependent
Exons: 3
Coding region: 687-1670 (327 amino acids)
Molecular function (GO): manganese ion binding; CDP-glycerol diphosphatase activity; 2',3'-cyclic-nucleotide 2'-phosphodiesterase activity
Source: RefSeq, a predicted model, not a curated record